AUACUUCCGGUCAGCGAGGCCUGUUCUUCUGCUCCUCUGCCGGCUCUACGCUGGGCGUCUCAGGUCUUUCCGGAGCGGUGCCGGCACCUCAGCGCGACUCUCCGGAAGUCUUCCCUCGCCCCGCGUCGCACGCUUCGCCGAGGCCCGCGGGGCGGUGGGGGCCGGGCCUGCCGCGCGAGGUGAAGCCCCACAGCUCAGUUGAGGCUGUCGGGAUGCCGCUGCCGGGGUCGGCGCCGCGCUGGACGGCCGCCGCGGGCCGUUGGGGCUGCAGGCUGCUUGCGCUGCUGUUCCUGCUGCUGCCGGGCCCGAGCGGCGCCUCCGAGAUCACCUUCGAGCUCCCGGACAACGCCAAGCAGUGCUUUUAUGAGGACAUCAUUCAGGGCACCAAGUGCACCCUGGAGUUCCAGGUGAUUACUGGUGGUCACUAUGAUGUAGAUUGUCGAUUGGAAGAUCCUGAUGGUAAAGUGUUAUACAAGGAGAUGAAGAAACAGUAUGAUAGUUUCACCUUCACAGCCUCCAGAAAUGGGACAUACAAGUUUUGUUUCAGCAAUGAGUUUUCUACUUUCACACACAAAACUGUGUAUUUCGAUUUUCAAGUUGGAGAAGACCCACCUUUGUUUCCCAGUGAGAACCGAGUCAGUGCCCUUACCCAGAUGGAAUCUGCCUGUGUUUCCAUUCAUGAAGCUCUGAAGUCCGUCAUCGACUAUCAGACUCAUUUCCGGCUGCGGGAGGCCCAAGGCCGAAGCCGAGCAGAGGAUCUAAACACAAGAGUGGCCUAUUGGUCGGUGGGCGAAGCCCUCAUCCUUUUGGUGGUCAGCAUAGGGCAGGUGUUUCUUCUGAAGAGCUUUUUCUCAGAUAAAAGAACCACCACAACUCGUGUUGGAUCAUAACUACGCUUUCAGACGCACCAUCGCCGCUGUAAUAUUACUGUCCUCUAAUUUUAGGUACUGAAGAACAACAUUGGCGACAUUCUAAAACCCCACUCAUACUUGUUGGGAGAGAUGUACAGUUCACAUCCCCAUGGGGAGAGGACACCUUUUUUAUUUGUAAGGGUGGAAAAACUUUGGACCUUAAUGCAGCUAUUCAUAUGAAAUAUCUAACGCCAAUGAUCUACUUUUUCUUGGUUUAUAUCUACUCUUCAUACACUCAACUUUGGUAUUCUGAUUCCUUUUAACCAUUUAAAAGUACUUUUCUUAAUAGGUAGUUGAUACUUUAAAAAAUCUUAGAUUUAAUGUGUAUUGCAGAGGAAGAAAACUGCCUUUUAUUGUUUAUAGUGAAUAAAGUUGUGUUUUUAAGAAAACCAAAUGUGAUUAACUGUAGCCAAGCCCUAUUCUGCACUGCUUAAUUUUAUGGGGGAAAAUAAUCUACUGUAGAACUUUUAGUUAAUAUUGAUACAAUUUUCAUUGAUACAUCAUGAUAUAAUUUAUUUCUUGCUAGUUUGGAAAGUGUACAGGUUUUUUGGUUUAUUUGUUUCCUUAUUCUAUCAUUUAUAACUGGAUAUGUUAUUUGUUUAGAAAUGUUACCACGACAUAGAAAAUAGCAUAAUAGACUUACAAUCAGACUGUUGUAACUGCUAGGAUAAACCAUACGAGACACUAAAAUACGGUCAAUGAAUAGAAACCUUUUUAGUGAGUUGUCUGUCAUUGCAUUUCUAGAACUUUUAUAAAGAAAAGAGGGUCUGAGUUGUUUGAGCAUUCUGGUGAACUAGUUCUUGUUCAAGUCAUUCCCAGCUUAGGUCGCCAGUUGUGAUCUAGUAUCACAUAAGUGCCAUAUGCUUUAACCUCACAAUGUGAUGCACUGAGAAGUUAGUAAACUCUUUUCAUUUUUGUCUUGUUUCUGCAGUCUCUAAUUAGCAGCUCUACAAUUUAAAAUGUAGAAUGGAGUGAAUGUUUCCUAUUUAAAGAUCCUUAGAAUUGGUUUGUACUGUUUGUGUCUUGUACCUUGUGUGGAUUAAGCUGUUUGAAAUGAGAUUUUGAUCCAAGUAUUCAGAAUAGAAUACAAAAUGAUGGAAAUUGUAUAGGUAAGCAGGCUUUUAUGCUGUUUAUAAAAGAAAAAAAAACCAAAAAUAUAGCACUCGUUUUUCAGCCUUGCCUUUCUUCACCACAAGUGAUGAGAACUAAAUGAGUUUAAUGAUACCAUGGGAUAGUGACUAGCAAUUCUAGUAACAUGACCGUCACUGACUAGAAGUUAACUCAUAAUUCUAAGCAAUCUUAAAAUGCACACACACAUAUAUACAUGUGCAAAAACUUCUGCAUGCAAGAGAAAAAUAAAUUCAAGUUGUCUUGCUUACAAAUUUCAGAUGUCACAGUGUAGGGGUAAACAUGUCUUCAACCUUUUAGGAUUCUUGAAGACUAGAUCACUACUCCUUAACAAACAGAUUAAGAGGAGAAGUUUAAGAUUUUGCAGAUGUCGCCUUUUGAGUUCUUGUAUUAAAGUCCUAUGGCUUUUUAAAUGUCCCAUCUACUUAGCUAUGAAUGUUUUAAGCACCAAUGUCAAUGUGAUUGCUACGCAUGGCACAUGUAUAAAACGUCAUGUCUGGUUGCCAGUGGACUCUUUGAAUACUUAACCUGUAAUUAAAUGGAGUCAGAUUUGGAUUUGCCAGGUUUGGCAUAAAUAAUGCCCUCAUUUAAUCUGUGCCUCUCAAAAUGUCAUGAUAGUAAACUAUUACUAUAAAUCACUUUUAAUGAAAAUGUGUCAAACUUGAAAUCACCAGUUACCUAUUUUCAGAAAUAGUAUGAAUUUAGUCUCAUUUCUCAGCUAGCUAAAUCUUGACAGCUAUCUGUUCCCUGGUAUGAAUAUAUAAGAAAACACAUACCCAUGCAUAAAUACUAUGAGAUAUUUUUUCUUCCUCCUAUGACAUAAUUCAUAGUUUGUCUUUUUCUGUAAUUCUUUAUAAGCUGUUGCAAGAGUUUAAAUUUCCCAAAUAUUUUUGUUUGGUCAUAUGACUCAAUGCAUAUUUGAAUAUCAUAAUUGUAUAUAUUUUUAAAGUAGAGUAAAUAAUGGAAAGCAACUUGAUACAUGAGUUUAUACUAAAAUUUCAGCUGGGUAAAGAUAUGUUUUAAGAUAUUGCUUUACUAUAAUCUAAACAUUCUUUUAUUCUAUUAAGAAAUGUAGUUGGCUUACAACUUUUCCUCUGGGGUCAAUAAUCACCUUUGAAAAUACAGUGGACUGAAAAGCAAUUUGUUGAAAGGUUUCAUUUAUGUCUCUGUACCAUCCAUUUUUUUGUUUCAGUUUCUAAAUGUACCAUUUAUGGUUAAAUAGAAUAAAGCUGACAAUGACUUUUGUUUUCAAAAAUUAGACAAGUUAAUUUAUAAAUAAUUCAAAGAAUUUUUGUUUACUUUAGAAAAAGAAUUUUCUCUAAAGAUGAUUCCACAGGAUUGCACUAAUCAGUUCCAUGUAAAAUUAAAGCAGGGAAAAAAUAAAUCAGCCAACUGACUUCA
Messenger RNA from Meriones unguiculatus (Mongolian gerbil), 3440 nucleotides. RefSeq names its product transmembrane p24 trafficking protein 7 (gene Tmed7). The transcript has 3 exons. Gene Ontology annotation, biological process: Golgi organization; endoplasmic reticulum to Golgi vesicle-mediated transport; intracellular protein transport. Gene Ontology annotation, cellular component: Golgi apparatus; endoplasmic reticulum-Golgi intermediate compartment; endoplasmic reticulum. NCBI's taxonomy places the organism in Eukaryota, Metazoa, Chordata, Mammalia, Rodentia, Muridae. The record is from RefSeq and is a predicted model, not a curated record. Bases 213 to 890 code for a protein of 225 amino acids.